GCAGUCUUUGGGGUGGGGUUCACUCGAUUUUAAUACACAUUCAGAGGCCGAAGAUCGGCCAUCUUCCAUUCACCGGCCAAAGUUGCCGACAUGAGGGCCACUCUCCACCGCCUGAACAAGCUCGCGAGUCGCUCCCACUCCGAGCAGGACCGAGAGGUGAGCUAUGCCAUGCGCCUCCUGCGGCGGGGCUCCUCCAGCCUUCCAGCAGCUGAGGAAGAGGAUGCACCCUCGAUGCCAGACGAACAGUUCGAACUUUGUGCCCAAAAAAGUUGGGAUCAGAACAUCGCGGAGGGCGCGGGGACCUUGAUGACACUGAAUCUUUGCUGGGCGUUGCUGCGACUGUUCGAGCUGUUGCGGGAUCUCAUUUGGGUCGAUUCUGCCCAGCAGGACUCGUGCAACGGCGAGGUGUUCCUGGCUUGGCGGCUCAUAGAGUUUGGCUUCUUGCUGGGCCUAGUUUGGCCGCUCUUCCGUACCAUCAAGCAGCCCAGGGCGGCCCUCUACUUUCCGAUCCUGGCGCUCUAUUUCCUCUACGUCGUCUUGAUUGGCUUGUGGCCCUUGAGCUUCUCCUGCCAGGAGCUUGAGGAACUGAAGGACUGCAAGCAGCGGGAGUAUAUCCUCAAGCGCUUUGAACGCUUGGACUGCGGCUUGCAGGGCGAGAGCUUGGUGCAGGUCAUGAUGGCUUGGCUGAUGCUGAUGCCCCGCGUGAUGCCCAGUCUCAAGCUCAUGCACUUCACCUGGGUGUGGAUCGCAGCUUACUUCUGCAGUGCCAUGGCCAAAGAGGAGUCAUCCAAGUCGCAGGGAACGCCAUCAGAGUCAUCCGAAGAGCCUCGCACCUUUGCAGAUUUGCUGCUGAUCCUGCUGCUGCUUUGUAGUGUGAACUUGUUCGCCUUCGUGAGGAAGUAUUACCUUGAGAAGGGCCAGCGUACGAAGUUCAUUUACGACUGGAGGCAGCGCCAGGCCACGCAACAGAUCUUUCAACUCUUGGAAUUCAUGGUCCCCGUGCACGUGAUUGUGCCCAUGCUGCGGAAACCGGGAGAGGUCAUCGCAGAUCCGGUCAAGUGUGCCUCGAUCCUUUUCGUGAUGUUUGUGGACUUCGACCAGACGGCUCGCAAGAAAGAGCCUGCAGAGUUACUAGACUACUUGAACAGCUACUUCACCCAGUUCGAUGAGAUUUGUGCGAAGCACGAGGUCACCAAGAUUGAGACCGUGGGCGAGGAAUAUGUUUGUGCUGUGGGAGUGGUGCCCAAGGACUGGGAGGUGGAUAAAGCCUUAGGACAUCAGGUGAUUUUGCAUCGACUCAUCAAGGCCGCGAGUGAGAUGUUGGAAGUUCAGCGAGAUGCGGAGGAGGAUGUGAAGUUCAAGAUGGGCAUUCACACUGGCCCCGUGGUCGCCGGAGUCAUUGGCCAAAAGCUGCCACGGUUCCGGCUUUUCGGAGAUACCAUCAACACGGCGGCCAGGAUCAUGCAGAAGGGCGUGCCUGGAGAGUUGCAGUUCGGGAAAGCCACUAAAGAUUGUUUGCCGCCAGGGGUGAGGUCUCGCUUUCGAGACAAUAUCGAGAUGAAAGGCAAGGGCAAGGUUCCUACCUGGCUCUUGGGCAGUGAGCCAACAGAGCCCCAGGCCAAGCCGCCCAAACCGCCCAAGGCGCGCAAGCGCGUCUCCUUCGCUGAGGAGAUGCGGGACUCGGUGUCCUCGCGGGGCUCCAGGCCCUCGAUCACCGAGGUGCUGACGAGCACUGCGCUGCCCAGCGCGCCUGAGGAGAACGAGGCUUGGAACAUGGUGCAACAACUCUCAGAGCGGUCCAAGAAUCUCAGGAGAGAAGCGCGAGAGCGGCCAACAAGAGGAUCCAGAGGAUCGCAAGGUGGCUCAGCUGGAAUUGAACUGUCCGCCAUGAGCCCUCGGAGAUCCAGCUUGAAGCGUUCCAGCACGGACAGUCGCCGCAGUUGGAAUGAGGAGGCGGGCCUCCGUCGCUCCUCACGGCUGAGUGAAGUGUGGAGCGAAACGCAAACCUUCGAGGACGUCUUGGAGAAAAUUACCGCGGAGGAUGGAGAGGAUUCGGCCAUCAUUUCGGUGGAUUCGGCCCUCGCCCAGUUGAAGCGGCUCUUUUCUCCGGGCCGGGAGGGCUUCACCCAGGAGAUGGAGGAGAAGUUUCACCAGUGGUUUCAUGACAACACCACGUGCAAGAAGAUGGAUGCGCGUUUAGAUCGUCAGGUCUUGUUCAUCUCCGUGCUCACCACGGUGGACAUGGCCUAUACGGUUUUCUACACCAAGGUCUUUGAGGUGGAUGCGGUGCAAAGCGGCAAGCUGCGCUUGCCCGUCUUUUUGUGUAGUCGCAUGGCCAUCCUCUUCAUCAUUCUGGCCUGGCGGGUGGCCUAUGCUUCCAAGCAUGCCAUGCUUUUGGAUUACAAGAAGGCCUCACAUGGGCUCUUGGUGUCAUACUGUACCAUUGCCAUGAUGAUGUUUUCCUCCUACAACGCCCUCACAGAGCUAGGGACCAAAUAUCAGCCUGAAAGAAGCAUCCACAGUUUGCUGAUCAUGCCCAUGUUUCAGCUGAUCAUCACGCAGAAUCCAUUCCUCUUCCGCAUCUCUGUGGUCUUCGUGGUGCUAGCCAGUGUGCUCAUGAGCAUGCAGUCCUUUGCUUUGGCCUUUGGGAACUUGUUCAUGACCCACCAAACCCGAGUGGUCUUUGUCGGCGUGAGCGUGGUGCAGUGUUAUGUGGCGCACACUGCCGAGAUCAGCUUCCGGCAACGCUGGAGGGCGCAGAACGCGGUGUCCUUCACCCGAGAGCGCACCCAAUCCAUCUUGAAUACAUUGAUGCCGGUCAUGGUGGUGGAACAGCUCCGAGACAACCCCUCAGGCUACCCCUCUCACAACUAUCGCAAGGCCACGAUUGCUCAGUCGGACUUAUGUGGCUUCACAAAGCUUGCGAGCACCAGAGAGCCGCAGGAGGUGGUGCAAUUCAUUGGCGAACUCUUUGGGCUGUUUGACGAGCUCACUGAUAAGUAUGAAGUCUACAAGGUUGAGACGGUGGGCGAUGCCUACAUCGCGGGGCAAGCAGAGGCGCCGCUGACCUACAAGAACUCUCCGAUGUCGGUGGUGCGUUUCGGCCUGGAGAUGGUCCAAAGGACCCACCGAUGGUCCCGGGGCCGCGGUGAGCAGGUGAGCUGUCGCGUGGGAGUGCACAGUGGAGAGUGCAUCGGCGGGAUUGUGGGCACAGAGAUGCAGAGAUAUCACCUCUUUGGGAAGCUGAUGACGGAAGUGGAGGUGCUGGAGUCAACAGCGCCCGAAGGACGAGUACAGGUGAGCCAGGAGUCUCCAUUUUUGCUGAAUUAUAUUUUGAGAUGUUCCUCCCUGGAACCAAUUGGUAGAGGAGAAGCUGGUGGAGAAUAUGUUGAAACGCUUGCAAAGACGCUGUGGACAAGCAGAUUUCCCUGGAAGGGAUCUCAGAGGACCUUGCAGCCCUUAAUUUCGAAGAGCGGCCGGAAGACUUCUUGACCACCUCCAAGGGGGAAGAACAUUCCUACGAGGAGGUUGGAGGAAGAACCUUUGUGGUCAGAAGUUAUGUAUACUAGAUUCGGGGCGGCCUCCAAUCAACGUGCGGGGGGUGAAGGAACGGG
Molecule: messenger RNA, 3614 nt
Organism: Durusdinium trenchii
Lineage: Eukaryota; Dinophyceae; Suessiales; Symbiodiniaceae
Source: the annotation of a GenBank genome assembly